AUGGCCCGCAAAUCCGGCGCGGCCCCGGACGAGAUCGGUGCGGGGCCUCCGUCCCCCGAUCCGGGGGCGGUGUGGGACGCCGAGGGAGGCGCUGCCCGCGGGGCCAUGUCACUGCGGGGCGGCACAAGGGAGCCAGGCCAGCCCCCUAUGAGAGCCCGUCCCAAGCCGCAAGACUCCACAGCGGGCACUGCCCCCACCGAGUGGAGAGGAGUGGGCUGCCCACCCACCGAAGCGGGGCCGGGCGGAGCACUGACCGACGCCCCGCUCCCGGCUGCCUUCACCGGCUGCGCAUGCCCAGCAGGCUGGGCAGACCCACAGACGGGCGAAAUCGUCCCCCCCGCUGAGGAACCCGACUCAGGGGUGGGAGAGCCCACCCUCACCAGGCUCAGGGAGACACCGCAAUUUUGA
This is a messenger RNA of Melospiza melodia melodia, 408 nucleotides long. RefSeq lists its product as uncharacterized. Lineage: Eukaryota; Metazoa; Chordata; Aves; Passeriformes; Passerellidae. The record is from RefSeq and is a predicted model, not a curated record. The coding region runs from base 1 to 408 and encodes 135 amino acids. The transcript has a single exon.